AGCAAUUCUGUAAUAUUAUCUCCUCAGGGAUGAGAGAGUGGUGAUACUUCUUCUGAAGUCAGCGUUGAGUUUAGGAAGAAAAACCUUGACAUCUAGAAGAAAGCCUUACGGUGAUCUAGAAGAGGAGACCUUUUUCUAUCAGUCUUCUUCAAAGAGAAGGAGUAUCUGCUGACAUAGAAGGAAGAGAAAAGACUGGAGCAGAAUGGAUAUAGCAUCUCCCUCUCCUUUCACUGUCUUAUUACCACAAAUCAAUGCAACAUCCACUGGCAAAAACAGAACCUGCUAUGAUUCCGGCAUAAAUGAAGAAGUGCUUAUUUUUGCAAUCUUCACUAUGCUUUUCUGUGUAUUGGGAAUGCUGGGCAACGGCCUCGUGAUUUGGCUGCUGGGCUCCUCCGUUAAGAGAAACACUUUUGCCAUUUAUAUUAUCAACCUCUCGGUGGCGGACUUUGGAUUCCUCACCUUUGAGCUGAUUAUCGAAAUCCACUGGCUUUUUACACGUCUGUAUUGUGACUUUCCCUAUGAACUCUUCCAAACGGGCCUGCUGUUAAUGUACAGUACGGGGCAAUUUCUCCUGACCGUCAUCAGCAUCGACAGGUGUGUUUCAGUUCUUUUCCCAAUUUGGUAUCGAUGCCACCGGCCGAUGCACCUGUUCACUACUGUGUGUGCCGUCAUCUGGGCCAUUUCCUUCAUCCUCUCUUCCAUUCAUUUCACAAUUAUAGCGGUUGAUGGAUUUGGAAACAGUUAUACUCUGAUGUAUCAAUUCAUCGUUAACGCUGUGCUUUGCCUCCCACUUAUGACCAUCUCCAGUGUCACCUUAUUUAUCAAAAUCUGCUUCAUAUCCAAAAGCCAGAGGCGGAGGCAGCUUUUGACAGCUAUUUUGCUCACGCUUUUCUUCUUCUUAGUGUUGGCUUUUCCACUCAAUGCCUUUUAUUUUAUCCUGUACGUUUUCAAAUAUAUACAUCCCAACCUUGUACAUUACGGCUACUUGUGUACCUGCAUCAACAGCGGCAUUAACCCCGUGAUCUAUUACCUGGUGGGGAGACAAAGAGGCAAAGCCAGGAAAGGCAUCAAAGACUUGUUCCAGAAGGUUUUCAAGGAGGAGGAACUCUCUACUGAUGAACUGGAGACAUCGGAAGGCUCCAAGAUCUGAAUGCUCUCCUUUCACUCUUGUCAAUCAAAAGAUGCUUUGUUUUCUUUCCAAGCAAGCCCAUAUUAUAUUUUUUAUUUAAGAAGUUAUGCUGAUUAAUUUCUGCAUGUAUCCAGAAUCCUUGCAGAUAAUUAUCUUUGGGGAAAACAAAACAUUUCUCAAGUUGGACUAAUCGAUUUACCAAGUAUUAUCUGAAAGACUAAUUAACUUGCUCUAAUUCAGCCUUGCCCAACUUGAGCGGCCACCAAUUCUGUGUGUGUUUGAACUUCAGUGUCUAGACGGUAGGAUCAUUGCUAAGAAUUUCCGAAGUUGACAUUUACACCUUUGGAAGGUACCCAUUGGAAUGUUCCAAAAACUGAACUCUUUCAUUCCACCGUUCAUUUCUUUCCAAGCAAGCCCAUGAAUUCCUCUUUUUUAUUUAAAAGAAACUGAUCUGCAUUCUGAAUAAUUUUUGCAUGAAUCCCCAAUUUGUGCAGACAAUUAUCUUUGUGGAAUAUGAAAACAUUUUUCAAACGACCUAUUUAACUAAUAUUUACCACCUGAAGAUUAAUUAGCAUGCUUUAGUUCAGCCUUUCCCAACUUGAGUCGCCUUCAAUUCUAUAUGGUUGAACUUCAGUGUCUUAGCCAGUAGGGCAAGUGGUGAGAAUUUUCAAACAUUUUUCAGACAUUCAUGCCUUUGGAAGGUGUCCAUCAUAGAAAGGUGAAGCCAAAGAGGCACACAUGCGAUUUUUAAAAUGUCUCAAGUUCUACCAGGUACAUGACCAGUGAUGAAGGAUAAUGAACUGUAGCUCUACACUACUUGGAGGACCCUAAAUCUGUAUCUCCAUGAGACUCGGAUUCAUCAACUCAAUUGUAUAAAAGGAUGGACAACUGUUACAACAAGAAAAUCACGUUUAAAUGAAAGCAUUUUGGGCUGAUUCCGGAAGAAAAGAAUCAGAGAAGGACUGAAGCAAUUUCAAGUGGUAAUAUCUACAAACUGAUCUCUCUUCCUACAUACACAUGUGUGUGUGUGUGUGUGUUUGUGUGUGUGUAUAUCAAAUAUAUAUUGCUGAUAAAUAUAUAUACAAUAUAUAUAUUGUACUUAGGGCAAUUACAUUUCAACCAUUUGUUAUAGCUUUAUGGUCUGUGCAUGCACAAAUGAGACUUAUUAGGACAGAUACAGAAGCAACUGCAACUAAAACAAUGCUGUAUAUCUUGUAUAGAAGGUAAAACAAAUAACAUUAUUUGCUCAGUGUAUUCCUCCUAAAGAGCCAGCAACAAAGCAUGGUAUUGCUCUGGACUCUUUUUUUUUUUUUUUUUGCUUUCUUGUGAAAGUGCAAGUGACUAUUUUAGACAAAAAAAAAAACCCAUAUGGUUCACUCGCUGUGGCUCAAUGCAGAGAAAAUGAAUCUUGCUAUGUCAGAAUCAUGUGAGGCUACCCAUAAAGGCAGUUUUAAAGAUUUCAAGUGGUGCAGGAAGGGUGGUAACAGCCACUUGGCAUUCUGAUUGUAUUAUAUUUAUUGUACCGUGAUGUCCAUGGCUGUCUAUUCAACUUGAGAGAGAUGUUGUAGGUAUCAAAUUCCUUAAUGGUUCUGGGUUAUCAUAUCUAAGGAAGCUUCUGCUCUCACAUCAACAGAAGGCAAUUUGCCUGCCUUGAGAAAGAAAGGAGACAUAACGUAACAUAACAUAACAUAACAUAACAUAACAUAACAUAACAUAACAUAACAUAACAUAACAUAACAUAACAUAACAUAACAUAACAUAACAUAACAUAACAUAACAUAACAUAACAUAACAUAAUAACAGAGUUGAAAGGGACCUUGGAGGUCUUCUAGUCCAACCCCCUGCCCAGGCAGGAAACCCUACACCAUUUCAGACAAAUGGCUAUCCAACAUUUUCUUAAAAACUUCCAGUGUUGGAGCAUUCACAACUUCUGCAGGCAAGUUGUUCCACUGAUUAAUUGUUCUAACUGUCAGGAAAUUUCUCCUUAGUUCUAAGUUGCUUCUCUCCUUGAUUAGUUUCCACCCAUUGCUUCUUGUCCUGCCCUCAGGUGCUUUGUGGUUUCAUGUUCAAAAUUCAUCUAAAAUUACACAGGCAUCAUAAUUACAGAAAUAAAGAGAUGUUUAAACCUGGGCUUAGCAAAGUUAUUUUAGCCUCAAGCAACUUCAAUUGCACCAAGAGGAAUAUUGUUUUUCUUCCAGUAAAAGCCGAUGAUGUUUUAUCUUUUAUAUGGUUAAAUAAAAGUUUUUUUA
Ahaetulla prasina is the source of this 3378-nucleotide messenger RNA. Its product is annotated as mas-related G-protein coupled receptor member H-like. The record is from RefSeq and is a predicted model, not a curated record. The transcript is spliced from 2 exons. Gene Ontology annotation, molecular function: G protein-coupled receptor activity. Lineage: Eukaryota; Metazoa; Chordata; Lepidosauria; Squamata; Colubridae. Gene Ontology annotation, cellular component: membrane. Gene Ontology annotation, biological process: G protein-coupled receptor signaling pathway. The coding region runs from base 203 to 1150 and encodes 315 amino acids.